Mercurialis annua (annual mercury) is the source of this 1685-nucleotide messenger RNA. RefSeq names its product WD-40 repeat-containing protein MSI1. The transcript is spliced from 5 exons. Gene Ontology annotation, cellular component: nucleus. Bases 175 to 1449 code for a protein of 424 amino acids. Gene Ontology annotation, biological process: regulation of gene expression. The record is from RefSeq and is a predicted model, not a curated record. Lineage: Eukaryota; Viridiplantae; Streptophyta; Magnoliopsida; Malpighiales; Euphorbiaceae. Gene Ontology annotation, molecular function: histone binding.
GCGGUUGGCGAAAUUUUAAUUAAAUUUGAAGCACUACAGUUUUAGGCCUAAAAGAAAAAAGCAGUGAGUAUUUGUGGUGGGGUUAGGGUUUUCGAAUUGGCGGGAAUAAGUAGGAUAUUUGGCUGAAUUCCCAAAAAUUAAAGUGCAGAGGAAAAGAGAAACCCUAAGAGAAAGAUGGGGAAGGAUGAAGAAGAAAUGAGAGGGGAGAUAGAGGAGAGACUGAUCAACGAAGAAUACAAAAUCUGGAAAAAGAACACUCCCUUCCUUUACGAUCUGGUCAUCACCCAUGCCCUCGAGUGGCCUUCUCUCACCGUCGAGUGGUUGCCCGACCGCCUUGAGCCCCCUGAUAAGGACUACUCCGUCCAGAAGAUGAUCCUCGGCACCCACACCUCCGAGAACGAGCCCAACUACUUGAUGCUCGCCCAGGUCCAGCUUCCCCUCGAUGAUGCCGAGAAUGACGCCCGCCACUACGACGACGAACGCUCCGAUUUGGGCGGCUUUGGAGCUGCCAACGGCAAGGUCCAAAUCAUCCAGCAAAUCAAUCACGAUGGCGAGGUUAACCGGGCUCGUUAUAUGCCUCAAAACCCUUUCAUUAUUGCCACCAAGACUGUUAGCGCUGAAGUUUAUGUCUUUGAUUACAGCAAGCAUCCUUCUAAGCCCCCUCUCGACGGGGCCUGCUCUCCUGAUUUGCGUCUCAGAGGCCACAGCACCGAAGGCUAUGGUUUGUCUUGGAGUAAGUUCAAACAAGGUCACCUCCUCAGCGGCUCUGAUGAUGCUCAGAUUUGCUUAUGGGACAUUAAUUCUACUCCUAAGAACAAGUCCCUUGAUGCUUUCCAAAUCUUCAAGGUCCACGAAGGCGUCGUUGAGGAUGUUGCCUGGCAUCUCCGCCACGAGUAUUUAUUUGGCUCUGUCGGUGAUGACCAAUACCUCCUCAUUUGGGAUCUCCGAACUCCUUCUGCAACCAAACCUGUCCAGUCUGUUGUUGCUCACCAGAGUGAGGUUAACUGCUUGGCUUUUAAUCCUUUCAAUGAGUGGGUUGUAGCAACGGGAUCCACAGAUAAAACGGUCAAGCUAUUUGAUAUACGCAAGAUCAACACAGCACUCCACACAUUUGAUUGCCACAAGGAGGAAGUUUUCCAAGUUGGAUGGAAUCCCAAAAACGAAACCAUCUUAGCCUCUUGUUGCCUUGGAAGAAGGCUAAUGGUGUGGGAUCUUAGCAGGAUUGAUGAAGAACAGACACCAGAGGAUGCUGAAGAUGGGCCUCCAGAGCUUCUUUUUAUUCAUGGGGGACACACAAGUAAAAUAUCAGAUUUUUCAUGGAACCCUUGUGAAGACUGGGUGGUCGCAAGUGUGGCUGAAGAUAACAUACUUCAGAUAUGGCAAAUGGCAGAGAAUAUCUACCACGAUGAAGAUGACAUACCAGGGGAUGAAUCCAAUAAAGGUCCCUAGAGUGCGGACAUGAGAAUCAGAUGUAGAUUUUAUUUUUAUUCUUUUUGAUUUUAUAAUUUGUGCCUUAGAUGUUGGCUCCCUGUGUAGCUUAGAGGAAACCUAAGUUAUGAAAGUGUUGCCAUUACGAUGCAUGCACAGUUUCUUGAAAGCAAAAGCUUAGUUUGUAUUUGUAGUUGCAGUGAGUGCAACGACACUGUUGUACCCAGAAAUUAGGAAAUAGUAGUAAUUUUGGAAAA